Guyanagaster necrorhizus is the source of this 2644-nucleotide messenger RNA. RefSeq lists its product as uncharacterized. Gene Ontology annotation, molecular function: zinc ion binding; metalloendopeptidase activity. NCBI's taxonomy places the organism in Eukaryota, Fungi, Basidiomycota, Agaricomycetes, Agaricales, Physalacriaceae. The record is from RefSeq and is a predicted model, not a curated record. The transcript has 9 exons. Bases 237 to 2612 code for a protein of 791 amino acids.
AAGCAUUAAUGCAGAUACUUGUGCCCAAGUAACAGGUAGGACUUGUCAAGACAGGAUAUGACUAAUUAUCGGCACGAGACCCGGAGAUCCGGGCGGUGCUGGCAACAAUCCUUAUCUCGCCCCUUUCAGCAGUGUUGCGUACGCAAGCUUCUUUGAACAUCAACCACCACCAUCGCCUAUAUAUUGCUCCUCCUGCGACCUGCUACGAUAUCCAACUUUCUGUCCCCUCUUUCUCAAUGCGUUGUUUAGUCAUCGCAUCGCUGGCCGCCCUAGCGGUAGCCCACUCGAGUCGCACGAGCCCAACGCGGCAACGGAAGUCAUUGGGCUUCGGUCCUGUUCAUCCUCAUGCCGUGUAUCGCUCCAGUCCUUACCAGAUUACCACAAACGGUUUCCUUCCUUUAGCUCUCAUAGAGGACCCUUUUGAGGUCGCGAAGCUCUUUAUAGAAGAUAUCCUGGUCGACCAGCUGUCAGAUACCAGCUCUUAUAGAAUUCGGAAGGAUUCCUAUACCGACAAGAACACGGGCAUUACCCAUAUCUACGUUCGCCAGAUUGUCAAUGGCUUAGAGGUUGUUGAUGGAGAUAUGAACAUCAAUAUAAAGGGUGGUUUGGUGAUAUCAUAUGGUAACUCGUUCUACAAAGGACCGAUUCCUCAAGCCUUCUCUAAUCCCGACCUCGAUGAGAUUCGUCACCCCCACCGAGAAUACUGCGAGGAACUCGAGGUUGAGAUGAAGAGUCGUCUCCAUUCGUUCCUGGGACAGCACGGACAGACCGUCAUGGAAGAAUUCGGUUCUUGGGAGUCUCACCCUGAAUUCCGCUCAUUCUUUGGACCCCUAGCGCAUAUACACGCAUCCAAUUGCCGUGCUACGCAUCUUCCUUACGAUAUGGCCUCUUCGCCUGAGGUCGACUUUGCUGACGUUCGACCUGCUCUUCUCCAGUUUAUGCUGGCGGCAACCCCUAACGACAAGAUGGUCAAUGACAUCCUUGCUAACUAUGACGAGUAUCUCGCAAAGAUGUCUGUCUCUCGGGAAGAUCACUUUGUUACUCCCGACGAACCUGUCGUGAUGUCUAUCGAUAACGUUCCGGACACCGUCAACCCCGUGAGGUCGAGCUUGACCUACAUUCAAGUACCCAACAAGAAGGGUGACAGUACCGACCUCAACUUAGUUUGGAGGUUCGAAGUUGAGAUGCAAGACAACUGGUAUGAUGCCGCCGUUUCCGCUACUUCCCCUCACCGUAUCAUCUCUGUCGUCGACUGGGCGUCGGAUGCCCCUAUCCCUACUCCGGAACCUUCCGUGGCUACUUACAACAUCUUCGGUUGGGGUACGAAUGAUCCUCAGGAAGGUAAACGUAUCAUCGCGAAGGAGAACUUCGACAUUUUGGCAUCCCCCGUGGGUUGGCACGCGAUUCCUCAUACCAACGACCCGUCUUUGAAAGGCGUCAAACUCAAUAGCAAACAGUUCUGGAGGAACACCACAACAACCUGGGGUAACAACGUCUUUGCACAGGAGAACUGGGAAGGUCAAAACUUAUUCAUCGACAACUACCGUCCCGACUCGGGUGUCGACAGAGUCUUUGACUACAAAUACGCACCCAAGGUUACCGACAAAGUAGACGCGCAAGAUGAGGCGUAUAGUUACAUCAAUGCUACUAUCACUCAACUGUUCUACACUACCAACAUCAUACACGACUUCUACUACAGGUACGGAUUUGAUGAGGUGUCUGGCAACUUCCAGCAGUACAACUUUGGUCGUGGAGGUGAGGAGAACGACGCCGUUAUUGCCAAUGCCCAGGAUGGUUCUGGAUAUAACAAUGCCAAUUUCAUGACACCGCCUGACGGUCGUAACGGACGCAUGAGAAUGUACUUGUGGAACACUGCUUUGCCCUACAGAGACGGUGAUAUGGAAGCGGGCAUCGUCAUCCAUGAGUUGAGUCAUGGUUUGAGCACUAGGUUGACCGGUGGACCUGCGAGCUCCUCGUGUUUGGGUUGGGGUGAGAGUGGUGGUAUGGGUGAGGGCUGGGGAGACUUCUUGGCUACCACCAUCCGAAGCAAGAGCAAAUACUCUGACUUCCCUAUGGGUGCAUGGGCUGCUAACCGCGAACAGGGUAUCAGGAACUACCCCUACUCUCUUAACGAUACCAUCAACCCAUCGACUUAUCAGACUCUGGACAAGCCGGGCUACUGGGGUGUCCAUGCCAUUGGUGAAGUCUGGGCUCAGAUACUCUGGGUUGUCGAACAGCGUCUCAUCGCCGUGCACGGGUUCAGCGACGAUUUAUUCCCUCCUGUCCCCUUGGCUGAUGGUACCGUUCCCGAGGGCAACUUCUACCGACCGCGUGCUGGCAAGAAGCCUUUGGUGCCCAAGCAUGGCAACACGUUGAUCGUCCAGCUCGUCAUCAACGGGAUGAAACUCCAACCCUGCCGACCAGGCUUCUUCGAAGCUCGUGAUGCGAUCAUUCAAGCUGAUGAACAGCUUACUGGGGGAGAGAACUUUUGCACGCUGUGGAGUGCCUUUGGGGAGCGCGGGCUUGGCGUAGAUUCGAGGGUUGAUGGUAAGACUCCUUGGGGCGGAGGACUUAGAACGAAUGGUUAUGCCGUUCCCACUGCUUGCCAGUGAGCGUUAUUGAAACCAUAUAAUCUGUAACGUGA